GGCCGGGCCCGCGCUCGCCGCCAUUUUGCUCGGCGUCGGGGAGGUCGGUUGGGGGUGGCGGGACCCCCCGGGCCGCUCCCGCGGCGCUGAGGCGGCCCCAGCGCCGCCCGUUACUGCGAGCGUGAGGGCAGGAAUCCAUCUCGUGUGCCACCGGCCAAGGCGUGCCGCCGCACACCAAUGUCACUGGUUACAGGCUUCACACCUUUGCCAACACCUUGGUCGAGGGUUCAAACACGGGUCUGAUAAUGCAUCAUCCCAGAGUGAGAGUUACGUAGUGUGCGGGCUGGCCGUGCUGUGAGCCUGGCGAGUGGCGAGUGCCCCGAGCUGGCAGAAAGCCCUGAGGCGGCUGCGGAUGUGGCGCCCAGCCCCCGGCAGCCUGGUUCUGCAGAGGGAGGACCUGCACCUCGCCUCCAGCACCUGCGAAACCGUGGGCUCGUUUUACAGUUCAUUUUGAAAGGAAGUAGGGUGAUUGUGUAAAUCACAGUGAAUCCUCUGCUCUUGUCGUGUGCCAAAAAAAAAAAAAAAAAAAAAUCUUCAGCUUUUAUUGGAGAGAGGGUGAUUUCCUGCUAAAGACAGGCACAGGAACUCUGGGAUCUGACCCAUCUAAAGCUCACCUGAAAUUCACGAAAAUAGUGACUUCCACUGGUCUUUUUGUAGGAAUAAGCAGGUUACUGGUGAAUGCCACGCAGUACAGAGGGUUAUCUGAUUUAGCUGGGAACACUACCUGCACGUCCAAGGUGACAAUCAUCAGCCAACUACAAGCUUAUCACCAUGAGUUUUGUUGAAUAUGGAGAUACGAUAAAGGAUGGUGACACGGCUAUUGUGUUCCUGGGCCACGAGUCCAUGUUUCCUGUGAAAGUGCAGCAUGGCUCUGUAACACAGACUAAGUAUGGGGUCAUCAGGCAUUCCACAGACCUCAUAGGCAAGAAGUAUGGCUCCAAAGUGACCUGCAGUAAAGGAGGAUGGGUGUUCAUUCUUCAUCCAACUCCAGAACUGUGGACCAUGAAUCUCCCACACAGGACGCAAAUUCUGUAUUCCACUGAUAUCUCCAUAAUCACCAUGAUGUUGGAACUGAAGCCAGGCUCCAUAGUAUGUGAAUCAGGUACAGGCAGUGGGUCCCUCUCCCAUGCUCUCAUCCGGACAGUGGCUCCCACCGGGCACCUGUACACAGUGGAGUUCCACCAGCAAAGGGCUGAGAAGGCGCGGGAGGAGUUUCGGGAGCACGGGGUGGAGCACCUGGUCACUGUGACCAACCAGGAUGUCUGCAAAAAUGGCUUUGGGGUCUCAAACAUUGCAGAUGCUGUGUUCCUAGAUAUUCCAUCUCCAUGGGAAGCCAUAGGACAUGCCAAGUCAGCAUUAAAAGCUGAAGGUGGCCGCAUCUGCUCUUUCUCCCCCUGCAUUGAACAAGUUCAAAGAACCUGCCUAGCGAUGGAAGAAUAUGGUUUUACAGAGAUUAACACCUUGGAAAUUCUGCUCCGAGUGUACAAUGUAAGGACAGUUAGCUUGCAAAUCCCUGACCUUGGAAAAGCAGCUGAGGAUAAUUCUAGCACUGGCUUUGACAGCAGCAACCCAUCACAUCAAGACAGCCUGUGUGCUAAUCUGCAGCAAGGGACUGUGCAGUUCAAGAGUGGUGUGCCACUGAGGGAGGUGGUUGGGCACACUGGGUACCUGACCUUUGCCACCAAGAGCCUGGUGUAGUACAUGCCCAGUUUGUGCAGUCUGGAGUGGAGUUUGUGUGUAUUCUGUUUUCAUGGCUCUUUUUUGUAUGGCAUCCAAAGUUUUACUUGUCAGGGAAUUCCAUAUAUAGUUAGAUUUGGUUGGAAUAUGCUUUGUUUAAAUAGCACACAGGCAUUAAGCAGAGCAGCAUCAAGGGAAUGUUGGAACUCUGGAAUGGUGCUCCACUUGCUGUCAGAAAGAAGAUAAAUGAAUAGCGAAUAGCCAUUCACUGGAAUGUACAGAAUUAAGAUCUCUCACAAGAAAGCAAAACAAACAAUGGACAAAUUACAAAUAAGUUGGAUUUUUUCCUCCUUUUUUCCUGAAUUACUUUCCCAGGUUUAUGUUUUUAUUUUUUUUCCUAGCACCACUGGACACUAUUUUUUUAACUUCUCUAGUGUCUGUGUUGCUCUGAAGAAUGUGCAAGUGCCUACUUCCUCCAUUUUAGAUAAGAAAGUUCCAAGAUUAUAGGGUUGCCAGCACAACUGUUCAUAGAAUCAGUGUUUCCAUGGAAUAGUGUUGCAGAGGAUUAUUGGCAACACACAACCUCUUACUCCAUUCCAGGCUGGCAUCUGCAAAUCAUUUUGACUACACAGAGGUCAAAGAAGUGUAGUAAUUGUUGGAUUUAAUUUAAAUUGGUAUAUUGUCCUCAUCAGUUUGUAGUAGAAAUUUGAACCUAGAUCCAUACAGUCAUGUUCUAAUAGAACAACCACUUGCAUAGUUAAUGAAUCCACUGUGAAAAUUAACUGAACAGCUGGCUAAUAUUAUCUGAGCACCUCUUUGUAAGUGGUGUGGAUGAGGUUCCAGUUGUUUGGUGGUUUAUUUCCAUUAUGGUGUAUUGUUUUUCUGCAGCUGAAUGACAGAAAGAUUGCUUUUGGCAGGAUUUCUGUCUCCAAAUUACAUUAAUAAUGCACACUUAGUAAAAUCCUCAACCAGCCUUAUUAAUUAAGUUUUCAGAUCAUUUACUCUUUGGUCUUCCAUACAGAGCUGGUGGGUGUGAUGAACUGUUUGAAUGCUGGAUUACAUUUUGUAUUUAUAGAUUAAAAUAAUAAUGCAAAUUAA
Messenger RNA from Vidua chalybeata, 2775 nucleotides. RefSeq names its product tRNA methyltransferase 61A (gene TRMT61A). The transcript has 5 exons. Gene Ontology annotation, biological process: tRNA methylation. The record is from RefSeq and is a predicted model, not a curated record. Gene Ontology annotation, cellular component: tRNA (m1A) methyltransferase complex; nucleus. Bases 772 to 1698 code for a protein of 308 amino acids. NCBI's taxonomy places the organism in Eukaryota, Metazoa, Chordata, Aves, Passeriformes, Viduidae.